Molecule: messenger RNA, 439 nt
Organism: Rhagoletis zephyria (snowberry fruit fly)
Lineage: Eukaryota; Metazoa; Arthropoda; Insecta; Diptera; Tephritidae
Source: RefSeq, a predicted model, not a curated record
AUGUCUGGCCACUGUUUGACCGGCACAUUGACCGGAAUUUUAGGUCCUUCUGGAAGUGGCAAAACGACGUUUUUAAAUAUUCUCAAUGGCAACAAAGUUCCAACAUCAGGCAACAUUUAUUUGGGCAACCAUUUAAAAGCAGCAUUACCAGUGUCUUACAACAUUCAACAGCAUGUGCAUGAAAGUAUCGUUGGCGAGUUAAAAGUAGGAGAAAUUUUAGAGUACGCCUACGCUUUUAAAAAUGGACCAAGUUUAAAUGGAAAACAUCAGGUUAAAAAGCAUAUUAAAAAGAUUAUGAGUGCACUUCUAUUGCCAUUGAAUCUGCUCACACAACGUUUUGAAAAAUGCAGCGGUGGCGAGCAACGCCGAAUUUCCGUUGCUCAGGAGUUAAUGGCAUUGACUCUUCCGGAUUUUAUAUUUUGCGACGAGCCGACUACAG